AACAUAAACCUGGUGACUCUCUCCUUCCUCUAUGGAACCUGCUUCAGGAGCCCAUUGAGGGUUCUAUCUCCUGGGAUCCUGGACUCCUAAACGGGACUUCAGAGAAGGAAGAUGCUGAGUUCUAUCAAGUGCGUGUUGGUAGGGGACAGUGCUGUAGGGAAAACCUCACUAUUGGUGCGCUUCACCUCUGAGACCUUCCCGGAGUCCUACAAACCCACUGUUUAUGAGAAUACGGGUGUGGACGUCUUCAUGGAUGGCAUCCAGAUCAGCCUGGGUCUCUGGGACACUGCCGGCAAUGAUGCCUUCAGAAGCAUCCGUCCCCUGUCCUACCAGCAGGCAGAUGUGGUACUGAUGUGCUACUCUGUGGCCAACCAUACCUCAUUCCUGAACUUGAAGAACAAAUGGAUUAGUGAGAUCAGGAGCAACCUACCUUGCACCCCGGUGCUGGUUGUGGCCACACAGACUGACCAGAGAGAGAUGGGACCCCACAGGGCCUCCUGCAUCAAUGCUGUGGAAGGGAAGAGACUUGCUCAGGAUGUGCGAGCCAAGGGCUACCUGGAAUGCUCAGCUCUUAGCAACCGGGGAGUGCAGCAAGUAUUUGAAUGUGCUGUCCGAACGGCUGUCAAUCAGGCCAGGAGACGAAACAGAAGAAAGCUGUUCUCCAUCAACGAAUGCAAGAUCUUCUAAACCCCAAGGUCCCGCACCUAGCAUUCAUGAACUUACCUCAAAGACUAAUGGGAGAGGAGAAGGCAAGCCAAGGGUUGAUGCUCUGUCUUGGCACAUCUGAACAGCCUUUCGGGAUGGAGUUGUGGGGAGGUUGGCCACUGAUGCUUCCACUAACUACACUCCACAGAUGAACUCCGUGCCCAGCACAACCAGAGGGAUUCCUUGGGAAGCCAAAUGACUAGUCCGUCUUCAAUAGGAAACUAAAACAACCAUCCUAAUUCAGACAAUUUCCCAAGAAGGUGAGGUCUGGGGAGCAUCUAAAAAUGGGAAGGACCUGAGAAGGAAGCGGGAGUUUCGUGGUGGAAGCAGAGGAGGGGAGGCCAGAGGAGAUGCUGAUGGACCUGGAGUGGGGGCUGCCUGUUGAUAGGAACCAGUGUGAGGAAGGAAGCCUCACGCUGGAGCACCGGAACACAUGUAGAGCCUCUGCAGUGUGCACCUGGGGGAAACCGCACCAACCAGGGGUUCUGGUCCCUGCUAAACUCUGUGUCCCCAAGGCAGUGCUACUUCCUAAUUAGCU
Molecule: messenger RNA, 1243 nt
Organism: Psammomys obesus (fat sand rat)
Lineage: Eukaryota; Metazoa; Chordata; Mammalia; Rodentia; Muridae
Gene: Rhoh
Product: ras homolog family member H
Exons: 2
Coding region: 112-687 (191 amino acids)
Biological process (GO): small GTPase-mediated signal transduction
Molecular function (GO): GTP binding; GTPase activity
Source: RefSeq, a predicted model, not a curated record